UGAUUUGUUGUUAGCUUCGUAGUUUUAUGCGAAUUGUGCUGUUGUUGUUACUGUAGCUUCAGGCAAAUUACAUAAAUAGAUUGUUUGCGUGCAAAUAUAAAUUAGUUGCGAUUUGUAUUUAUAAUAAUACUUUACGUAGUAUUUGUGUUGUUAGUUGUUGUGCUUUCUGGCGCGCUAUAAACAUUCGUCUUCUAUUUCGUUGGAUGUGCUAUUUAGGUGGCGCCUAGUGUAAUCACUCUGACUAUGGCAUCGUUGACAUUGCGCUGCUCGCGUCGUGCGAUCGCUGCCAACACCCACACAAGCAACAGUUGGCGGUUAAUUCACACACUUCAAAGGCGCCAACAAUUACAACAAGCAUGUGGGCGUGUUCGCGCAGCUGCAGCAGCGCAUACAACAACAUUUACAACAGAACCAAAAGCAAAUGCAAAUAACAGCGACUUUGCCAUCUCCAUACGAAGAAUGUCGUCGGGAUCAAGUUCAGCCAAUUUGGUGGCAGUUGCCGAGUCGCGUCGCUUUAUGAUCGACUGCUUCAAGGCCGUCAAUGUUCCCGAGGAACACGCGGUGGCUCAGGCGGAACUUCUGGUUGCUGCCGAUUAUCGUGGACACUUCAGUCAUGGCAUGAAUCGCCUUGAGAUGUACAUCAACGAUCUGGCCAUCAAUUCCACAGAUGGCGCUGUCGAGCCAAAGAUACUCAAGGAAACCCCUUCCACGGCCUGGGUGGAUGGACAUAACGGAUUGGGCGCAGUGGUGGGCAACUUUUGCAUGGAUUUGGCCAUUAAGAAGGCCAAAAAUGUCGGAGUUGGCUGGGUCUGUGCCAAGGGAUCCAAUCACUACGGCAUGGCUGGCUGGUAUGCCAUGCGGGCGAUGGAACAGGGCCUCGUUGGCAUGUCCAUGACAAACACUUCGCCAUUGAUGGCUCCAACGGGUGCCAAGGAGGCUGCUCUUGGCACAAACCCUCUGUCUCUGGGUGCACCUGCUGCCAAUGGUGACAAGUUCCUUCUGGACAUGGCCACAACUGCGGUGGCUGUGGGUAAGAUUGAGAUUCAGCGCAGGAAGGGAACUCCCCUGCCCGAUGGCUGGGCUCAGGAUCCUGAGGGUAAUGUUACCAACGAUGCCGAGUUGGGCUUCAGCACGGGCUGCCUGAUGCCCCUGGGCGGCUCUGAGCUCACCUCCGGCUACAAGGGCUUCGGUCUGGGCGCCAUGGUGGACAUUUUGUCCGGCGUGAUGUCCGGCGCCAAGUACUCCACACAGGUGCGAAAAUGGACGCACGCAGGCGCCAAUUCAGCUGCAGAUCUGGGACAGGUCUUCAUUGCAGUCGAUCCCAACUGCUUUGCACCUGACUUUGAGGAACGCAUGAGCGACUUCAAUUCACGUCUGCGAGGAGUCCAGCCGACAAAUCCCGAAAAGCCCGUGUUGUUGGCCGGUGACAAGGAGGGAAACAACAUGAAGUCCGUGGACGCAGCUGGCGGCAUUCAGUAUCUUGAGAAUCAGUUGAAGACCUGCACAGCUCUCGCCGAGAGAUUGAAGAUUAAACCACUGUCCUUUAUUUAAAAUGGAAUAUGAGGCUUAGUUCCAAUUAAGUCGUUUUCUUCACGCCAUACUCUGAAGCAGCUUUUGCAUUUUGCUAGACCAAAGGACUUUGAUUAGUGCCUAAGAUAAAGAUCGGUUAAAACCAGUUAUAUGCAAAAUUUCAUUUUGCACUCCAUAAAUUCUAAAUGAACGUAAAGUUUUUUAUAUGAUAUACAGCUAGCAUCAUGAUAAUCACAUUUAAUAAAUAGCUUUAAACAACGAGUAAA
Molecule: messenger RNA, 1796 nt
Organism: Drosophila innubila
Lineage: Eukaryota; Metazoa; Arthropoda; Insecta; Diptera; Drosophilidae
Exons: 4
Coding region: 244-1551 (435 amino acids)
Molecular function (GO): oxidoreductase activity
Source: RefSeq, a predicted model, not a curated record